This is a messenger RNA of Diachasma alloeum, 1036 nucleotides long. RefSeq names its product stromal cell-derived factor 2. The transcript has 5 exons. NCBI's taxonomy places the organism in Eukaryota, Metazoa, Arthropoda, Insecta, Hymenoptera, Braconidae. The coding region runs from base 127 to 795 and encodes 222 amino acids. The record is from RefSeq and is a predicted model, not a curated record.
GCGCGUGGUUGCCUGAUGACAGAUCCGAUCAAUUAGCCCCUCAUAGCAUGGGCUACUGUGGAAAUGGGCUAGUGUGGAAGGAGGAACGAAACCCCCCCUUUACUGUUUGCUGACAGUUAAAAAAAAAUGGCCACGCCAUCGGAGACUAAGCGACUACUCUUCCUAAUAAUUAUUGUUUUACUGAGUUUAACGCCUCUCUCGGAAGCAAACGGCACAACAUAUGUCACUUGUGGUUCAAUUCUGAAGUUGUUGAAUGUUGCUUACAACGUUAGACUUCAUUCUCAUGAUAUUAAAUAUAGAAGUGGAAGUGGCCAGCAGUCAGUAACUGGGACCGAAGCUAAAGAGGAUAUCAAUUCAUAUUGGCUGGUGAAGGCGGCCACCGGGAAGCAGUGCCCUCGAGGGGAGCGAAUUUCAUGCGGAGUUUUACUAAGACUGGAGCAUGUAGCUACGAAGAAAAAUCUUCAUUCCCAUCAUGUGAAUUCUCCUCUCAGCAGAGGACUGGAGGUCUCAGCCUAUGGAGAUCAAAAUGGAGAAGGAGACUCUGGGGACCAUUGGACUGUACUUUGUAACUCUGAUUACUGGACACACCGUGAACCUAUUAGGCUGAGCCAUGUGGACACUCAUAAAUUUUUAGCGGCAAGUGGAAGCACGUAUGGAUCUCCAAUAUCUGGACAGAUGGAGAUAGUUGGUGAUGAUUCAUCAAAUAGUGAUUACAUUCAAUGGAAAGCAAUGGAGGGCUGCUUCAUCCACCCCAACAAAUUAGAGAGUCUACAUGACCGCCAUACGGAGCUCUAAGCAUUUCUCUGUUAGGACUAGAAAAAUUGGAAAAUAAAGAAAGAUAAUCAUGGACUGAUGUGGCUUUCAUAAAGCAAAAUACAUAGCCAUUUCCAGUAAUCAAGCUCAGCUUAUAUUAUUGAUUGUACAUAAUAUUUAUUCCAUUAUAUUAAAUGUGGUGUUACCUGAUCAAUAUGGCGUGCAGAUGCCAAAGGAAUUAAAACUGUAAUAUGAGAGUAAUUAGAUCUAAAUUGAAAAACUU